Messenger RNA from Cuscuta campestris, 2501 nucleotides. NCBI's taxonomy places the organism in Eukaryota, Viridiplantae, Streptophyta, Magnoliopsida, Solanales, Convolvulaceae. The record is from the annotation of a GenBank genome assembly.
AAGGAGUAAUAAUUUUCCCCCAUCAUUUUCCUUCAAUCCUUCCUCUCCCCUCCCCCUAACCAAACAGGCCUUACAUUCCCAAAACCACAACGCCGGGCUAGCUUGAAAACAGCGAAAGGAUACCUCUACCGGCUCUACCGAAAAAUUCCACAGAACUUUCAUGUCCAUCUCGCCUUCGAAGGUUCAGCUCGAUUCAGCUUCGUGUUCCUCUUCGCAUCUGGACUUCUCUCCAAACCCCAAUUCUAAUAAUGGAUUCGUUCCUUUCCCAAAUCAACCCAAGCUAGAAGACCCCUCUUUGUUCAUCUACGGUUUGGACUCCAGACGAGUCGCCGAUUCCGGUUCUUCUUCAUCUUCCUACUGCAAUUUAUCAGAAACAAGCUCAAUGGGUGCUUCUACAUUUGAUUCCCGUGUGUCUUCAGAAACGGUGAACUUAUCGAUUAGUCAAGAGGACAUUGGAUCCUUGGCAUACGACAUUGGUCAGAUAUCAGUGAAUAAGUGUCAGAAAUCACCACCCAUAACAUCUGUUCCCCUCAUCAGUGACAACAGCAUUGGAACUACCAGAUCUCAAGGAACCAUGCCACGUUCAACCAGGAGAAGAACCCAAAUGAUUAGUGGCAAUCACUUGCUGAAUUUUCAUUACGAUCCCAUUUCACGUCCAAAGUCCAGUGCUCCCCAUCCAAGGAGGCUGCCAAAGAGAAAGCCGUACAAUAAAGAUUUGUUUCUUCAAGCUAAUUACAAGUUUGUUGUGUUUGGUUCGGGUAUCUAUGUGCCCGAGUUAAUGGAUCCUGAUAAAAUGUUAGACUGGGAAGAUAUCAUCUCUGUGAAGUUCUCCACAUCGUUUCCUGUACAGUGCCCAAUCUGCUUGGAGGAUCCUCUCUGUCCACAAAUAACUUCAUGUGGUCAUAUCUUUUGUUUUCCAUGCAUUAUGCAGUAUUUCUCAGGGGGUAGAGAUGAUUACAAUGGUGAAUGCUGGAAGAAGUGUCCUCUAUGUUUUACGAUGAUAUCAUGCAAGGACUUGUGUACAAUUCAGAUUGAGAAUGUUAAGCAAUAUUUUGUGGGUGAUGACGUAAACUUUUUGCUUUUAACCCGCCAAAAGGAUUCAUUUUCUCUGUCUUUAAAGAAUAAUGAUGAUGUUGGCCUAUGCUGCGAAGAAGUGUUGAACUCCUUUUCAAAGUUCACUUUUACCUUAGAUGUGGAUGUCUCUGUUCGAGAGGCAGUCUCUGAUCUGGAUAGUUGGUUAGCAAGGGCUAAUUCUGGUUUGGUUGAUGACCUAGAGAAACUUCCAUAUGUAUGUGCUGCAAUGGAACAAUUGCAGCAACGAAAGAAAUAUUGGAAUGAGCACAUAGUUUCAAAUGGAAAUAAGUCUCACUCUUACAGUUCUCCCUCAACUGUGAACAAGUCAAAUUGGCAUGAGAAAUCAAGUAAAAAAAAAAAUCUUUCACCAACUCCAGCAGCUGAUGUUCAAUUAAUGGAAGAUCACUAUGGAUCUUUGCCUUCAAAAGAUGAUGGCAAAAACAUAGAAGUUACUGGUGCUUUGAGGGAGUCACAGAAUAGUGAUUCUUACAUUUUCUAUCAGUCCACUGAUGGUCAACACCUUAUCAUUCACCCACUAAAUAUGAAGUGCCUUCUGCAUUACUAUGGAAGCUAUGAUCGACUUCCAAACAGAAUCAGUGGAAAAAUUCUGCAGUUGGAGACAAUGAAUCAAUCAGAGGCUCUUAGGAGACGCUACCGCUAUUUAAGUCAUAUUUCAUUGAGAACAUCAAUACAGCUUUGUGAAAUUGAUCUAUGCAAGAUAUUGCCUGCUGAUGCACUUUCUCCAUUCAUGAUUGAAAUUAAAAAAAGGGAAAAGAAAAGAGAGCGGGUUGCUAGGAAGGAGCACCAUUUGAAAAUCAAGGCUGAAACAUCUAGACUACAUUAUGUUUCUUCACCUUGUAAUCAGGCAGGCUCUCAUGUUUACAUGCCUACAUUCUCCAGUGAUGAUUUUGAAGCUUUGGGAACUUCAGCCGCAAUAUCAUCAAGUCCCCCAACAGUUGAAGGCAGGCCACUAUUUUCAAAUGUUGCCAGGCUCGGGUUUGCUGCUGGGCAUGAUUCUCCUGCAUUGAAAUUGGAUGAAUCUUCUCCCAAGGCUGAGGCUUCACAUAAUACUUCUGCUAAAAGUGGUCCAAAGCAUGCUGGUACUACAGCGUCCCCAUCAUUUGCAAAUGUGACGUCUAGAUGCAAAGCGGAUGAGCGCCUAAAUGUUUCCAAUGCAAACGAGGGGGAGAAAAGGGUGAAGAAGCCAAAUCGGGUUCUCCUUUCAACAGUUGUGCCACGCAGAUAUUGAUGAUCACGUCCCAUUUUUCGUCCAAAGGGAAAAGGGGAUGAAGAUAGCGGGUUUAGGGAUACUAGAAUGUAUGUAAUUAUAGAUUUAUAAGACUAUGAAUCUGACUUUUUAUUAUUUUUAUUACUAUUGUAGAGAGUAAUUUUUAUUAUUGUUAAAAAAAUAUAAUUUAUAGAUUUUA